AUGCACGUGGAGCAGCUGUUGCUCGUCGUCUACGGACUCUUCUGGCAGCAGACGUCGGCCAUCGACGACGGCGACAGCUUCUCUCUGGGGAAUCUGUCGUGGCCGUUGAGUAACGAGCCGCUGACCCACAACUUCUCGUUGCUCGACGUCUACAGUCCGUUGCUGGCCUUCGUCGUCGAACUCAACACCAAUGAAACAGCAAUGCUUUUGGACUUGAUCGACAAUCAUUCCCUUUCCGAGCUCAAGUACCAGAUCGACGAGAUGCGCCGUGGCUCAAAACUGGUCGCUAACGAGUCUAUCUCGGCGGCUUUCCAUCCUAACGCCGUGCAAAUCGUCGAAUCGUACCAUGUUGGAAGGCUAGGUUGUAAAAAUGAAAAAGACGUUUUAGAACGCAGCUAUUUUCAACGCGCUACGCUGUCUUUGGGCGCGACAACUGCAAAAAGUUCUCCCGGUUAUCGAUCAGUUCGUUGUACUUCACUAUUUCGGCCAGAGGUUAUUUUUUUCAAAUAUAUAUAACCAUCUCAAAUGUGAAACUUUUUUUAAAAGCGGAAUAGAUUCGGCAAAAAAAAAUAUUAGAAGAAAAAAAAUUCUGAAUCUCAGGCUUAAAAAAUGAUUCAAAUAAAAUACUUCUGAUCUCACUUUAAAAAAAUAGAAAAAAUCUCAGAAAGUCGGAAAGAUCAAGUCCCUCGAUUUGGUCACGUCUCUGGAACAACUUCCGAAUGUUGUUCAAAGGGCAGAAUGAGCUAUUCAGUAAGAUUUCGCUACAUUUUUCAACCCGUUGAUAAAUACAGUAAUGCCCAAGUUAUUACAGUGUGCCAGGCAAACGACCCUCCUAUUGUGAAGAACAUGAUCGAGUCGAUGGAGAUGGAAGAGCUCGUCGCCCUAGACGAAGCCACUUCGGCAGACGACUUCGACGUCGUUUUUGACACGCUGCAAGCCAAAGUGCACGCGUUCGUCAAACCAAAAAAUGACGUUAUUAAAGUGUUCAGGUGAAAUCUGACGACAGCAAGGCGAAAAACUGGAGUACGUGGCUGAGUCGAAUUGGACCGCCGAAGCCUCUUCUUAACGUAUUUGACGAAAUGAGUGACGCCGAGAAAGAGUGA
This is a messenger RNA of Caenorhabditis auriculariae, 1103 nucleotides long. Lineage: Eukaryota; Metazoa; Nematoda; Chromadorea; Rhabditida; Rhabditidae. The record is from the annotation of a GenBank genome assembly.